Messenger RNA from Neocloeon triangulifer, 1832 nucleotides. RefSeq names its product SET domain-containing protein SmydA-8-like. The record is from RefSeq and is a predicted model, not a curated record. Lineage: Eukaryota; Metazoa; Arthropoda; Insecta; Ephemeroptera; Baetidae. The transcript has 6 exons. The coding region runs from base 210 to 1760 and encodes 516 amino acids. Gene Ontology annotation, molecular function: protein binding.
GGCUGUCUCAUAUGACCACCAUUAACAAAGUUUUGCUCACGAGCCAAAAUAUCUGGUCUAAAAUUAGAAGGCACGUUUCAGUGGAGCGCACACGAGUUUGUCUUAAACGAAUAUUUCUUUUGAAAUUACGGCGCUAUAAAAGCAGAAGCUGAACAAGUGAAUUAAUAUUUUUCGGUUGAUGAGACGAGUUGAGAGACGAUCAAAGAAAGAUGCCAGAUUUUGGUUCAUGUGCGGUGUGCGGGAGUCCAGCUGAGAGUCGGUGCGCGGGGUGUAAAACAGCCCUGUACUGCAGCAAGGAGCACCAAAAGCAGGACUGGAAGACUCACAAAAUUCUCUGCAAACCUCCACUUUACAAGGAGUGCAGCAGUCCGGAACUGGGCCGCUACCUGACGGCCAGCCGCAACAUCGAGGGCGGCCAGACGGUGAUCACCGAGACGCCGAUCAUUAUCGGGCCCAAGCAGGUGACGCCGCCGGUGUGUUUGGGCUGCAUGCGUCCGGAGCCCAAGGCGCGCUGCCAACUGUGCAAGUGGCCCUUGUGCGACGAGGAGUGUCCCGGCUGGGACGCGAACCACGCCAUCGAGUGCGCCGCCCUCGUCAGGGCAGAGAAGCCGCUCUCCUUUACUGACCUCAGCAAACCCCACGCAGCCUACGAGGCCAUCACCCUACUGAGGCUUGUGCUGCUGCAGAAAAAAAGCCCUAAAAAAUGGAAAUUAAUUCAAGAAAUGAAGGCAAAUGAUUUAAAACGAGAGCCUUCUGCCGAGGAGAAGAAAAUCGUGCAGUUUCUCUUAAGCUACGUGGGCCUCUCGACGUGGGGCCCCACUUGGGACACGAGUGAAAAGACGCUGCACCAUUUAGCGGCCGUUCUGCAGGUGAACGCCCUAGACGUGCGAUUGCCCCACGGAGGUGAAGUAUUGGCCCUCUACCCGACCACCUCGUUCAUCGAGCAUUCGUGCAUCCCCAACGUCCGCAUCGUCUUUGAUCCUAUGUGCAGAAUGACUCUGAGUGCAUGCAAGGAUAUCAAGGAGGGCGAGCACCUGCAGACGAUGUACACGCACGCCCUGUGGGCGACCUUCCAGCGGCGGGAGCACCUGCACGCCAGCAAGCAAUUCUGGUGCCGCUGCCUGCGGUGCGCUGACCCCACCGAGUUGGGCACCAUGUUCGGCGCGAUGCGUUGCGUGGCGCCCGACUGCGGCGGAUUCCUGCUGCCGACGGCGCCACUGAAGGCGGGCGCCGACUGGGCCUGUACCAAGUGCGUCGGUCGACUCAGCGAGAAACAGAUCGCCGAUCUCACCGGACACCUCGGUCAGAUCGUGGACGAGGCUCUAGCACAACCCACUGAAAGCAGUCUAAAGGAAUUGUUAGAGAAGCUGAACGCCAUCACUCAUGAGAACCACUUCCGGCAGUACGCCGUGAAACACUCGCUAGUCCAACUGAUGGCCAAGUCUGCACCUACCAAGGACGAAUUGGCCGAGAAGCAGCAGCUGUGCGAGCAGCUACUCAGGGUGACGCAGACCCUGGACCCUGGCGGCGCCCGUCUCGCCAUCUACGAGGCCGUUGUCUGCUACGAGCUCAACAACGUGCUCAUCAUCAGGGCUCAGAGGGAGAGCGACGAGCAGCAGCAACUCUUGGCCAGGGCGAAACGCCUGCUGGAAAGAGUCGUCUACCUACUGAGAUUUGACGAGCACCUGCCGGAAGGGCAACUCGCCGCUGUGGCCAAGAAGAAAAUUGCAGAGAUCGACGAAAAUUUGAAAACAUCAUGAUUGGAAAUUUAGUUGCAAAUUUACAAAAAAAAAAUGAUAAUAAUAAAAAAUAAAUUUUGUUACUCUGGAUGA